Messenger RNA from Trichophyton rubrum CBS 118892, 1106 nucleotides. RefSeq lists its product as uncharacterized. The transcript has a single exon. Bases 711 to 1106 code for a protein of 131 amino acids. Lineage: Eukaryota; Fungi; Ascomycota; Eurotiomycetes; Onygenales; Arthrodermataceae. The record is from RefSeq and is a predicted model, not a curated record.
GCUAAUAUCAACGUCUCAACCAGAGCAUGGGGAAUGCCAGCCUUAAUACGAGAGGACUGUGGGCGUUCAAACAGCACUCCACACAAAAUAUUCAAUCCUCCUCAAGCAGGACGCUUUAAAUGGAUAUGUUUCCAGCGGGUUAUCGCACACGUGGUAUCAAUCGACAAAGCAAGAGGAGUCUUGAUUAUCUUUGGCAAAUACGAGCUCGUGUGCUAGAACGGGUAUAACUACUUGAAUCCCAGUAGACCAUCCCCAGGGGCAUCUGAUUAAUUCCACCGACUCUUCAGUUUGGACAUAUAAUGAUUUUCUAUUGCUUCUAUAUACCCGCAAUAUCGUCACAAUGUUGCUCCGAGGGUAGCUUUGGGAAAUACGAAUUGGAGCUCAAUAGUUAAGAUAGCCCAGAGGCCAGAAAGCAGUCAAGCUGUUGGGUUGAAGGCAUUGUUUGGCCAAGUAGUUCCAGAUGAUAUAGAACGUGGCCAACGCCGUUGAAGUCGUGAAUUUGUAAUGAUAGGGUUAAGUUCGUGUAUAAAAGGUCUGACUUGAUGUCACCAUCCAGGCCGUAAAACCAGCAAGCAAAUCUUCACAUCCAGCCUCACAAACGAUGAUAUCUCUCAGCCAAAUAUAUCAGUUGUAAGCCCUUGACAUGUACUCUUUCUCUGGGUAUACAAGCAGGUUCCUAACACUAUGCAUAUGUAGCGAACCUAGACGAAAUGAAGGUUUCAUCCUCCGUCGCUGCGGCUGCUGCCCUUGUCCUUGCAUCUUCCGCCAACGCCUGGCGUUUGAAUGCUUAUCAGCUCCAGAACUCUCAGGGCCCAAAGUUCACUGCCGGCGGACCAGGCGCUUCUGGCAGCGCCUGCCACUGCGUUGGUGACCUUAACAACAAGAUUUCAUCCAUCGAAUGGUACUCUGAUGACCCAACGCACCACACUCGCUGUUGCUUCGUCCCAUUCAAUGGCCUUGGCUGCACCGGUGACCUUGGUCAGAGCUGGUGCCGCAAUAUUCGUGUUAGCGACCUUGGCCAGAUCGGUAUGGACAACAAGAUCAGCUCCUUCCGUACUGACUGUUAUAAGCCAACCACCAAGCGGAUGGAGGAAUUCCAGUUCUGA